AUGGGUAGGGUUAUCCGAAGUCAGCGUAAAGGUGCGGGAGGUAUCUUUAAAGCUCAUACGAAACAUCGUAAGGGAGCUGCAAGACUGCGUCCAGUAGACUUUGCUGAGCGUCAUGGAUAUAUAAGGGGUGUCGUUAGAGAAAUAAUACACGACCCCGGUAGAGGUGCUCCUCUAGCAAAAGUCGCCUUCAGAGAUGUUUAUUCCUACAAACUAAUUAAGCAAACCUUCAUCGCAGCUGAAGGCUUGCACACUGGUCAGUUUGUCUACUGUGGUAAGAAGGCUAAACUACAGAUUGGAAAUAUUCUUCCCAUUGGUUCAAUGCCUGAAGGAACAGUGGUGUGUAACCUCGAAGAAAAGUGUGGUGACCGCGGACGGCUUGCUCGUGCAAGUGGUAACUACGCUACGGUUUGUUGCUCAUAA
Molecule: messenger RNA, 420 nt
Organism: Heterobilharzia americana
Lineage: Eukaryota; Metazoa; Platyhelminthes; Trematoda; Strigeidida; Schistosomatidae
Source: the annotation of a GenBank genome assembly